ACUGCGCCCCGUCGCAAGAACCUUGAAGGGGCAAGAGGCUGUGUAAGAGCGAGGGAAUUUCUCUGUGGACGAUGCACAAAGCAGCAUUGGCUCUGAAGCAACCAGCAUCAAUACCUAUACACAAUGGCUGACAAUCCACACCCUGCGGCCCCUGGCGGCUUCUUUCCGUCACAGUCUCUCCCUUCACCUGCGCCUAGCAGUGCCUCGGCGCGCUCAAAUGCGGCUUUGCCGCAUCCCCGUGCCAGAUCCCUCCGACCCGGGUCCAACAAGGAAGAGACGGUACGUCGCUACGUUGAGGAACGUCUCGCCAUCGUCAAUCGUCGUUAUGUCAAGAAGCAUGGCAAUGCCGAGCCCGGCGACGAAGUCAUAGGCUACAAGAGCUUUACCGAGCUUUGCAAGGACAUACAUAACGUCAUUGACGUUUUAUGGUUGUCCGGAACACCGAGCAUACAGAUUCCCUUCUUCUUAAAUAUUGCCAGCGACUUCACGCAAUGGAUUGACGCCUUCACUCCUGCCCCGAAAGCUACCUUCUCCGUCUUGAAGAAGCUGGACCAUUGCUUUGCGAGCCUUUUGACCGGACGUGAUAUCGAGACUAAAGAAACUUUGCCCGGCUUCGAGAACGGCAUGAGAGCUGGUAUGUCUACGACGGAUAUGGUGCGAUGCCGCAGCUCGGUGGAACAGACACGACUAGUUAUUGUGGAGGUCCUUACCAAGGAGCCUGACGGAGACGACGAUAUGGAAGACGACGAGACAGAUGCGAAUAGCGACACUGAACUCGAGGACGCAAUGGAUACGACGUGGGACGAAGACGAGGACAGUCUUUACAUGGACGCAGCGCGAGUCUAUGAGCACACUAUUGUGCGGCUGGGUGAGAAGCUGGGAGAUGUAUUUGGACCUGCGGUUCCCGGCGCGAGCAAUGAUACCAUCUGCUCUGCGGGUUGAUUACGGCCUAUUUGGUCCCGAAGGUCAUAACGCGGGCCUCGACUUACAUGUCUACCCAGCUAGAGCGAGCAGACCACAGUGUGAGCCUAAACUCCCUACCUAGAAACUGGAGAUGGCACGCUGCUCGACAUUGGCCA
Messenger RNA from Colletotrichum phormii, 1079 nucleotides. Its product is annotated as meiotic recombination protein DMC1. The record is from RefSeq and is a predicted model, not a curated record. Lineage: Eukaryota; Fungi; Ascomycota; Sordariomycetes; Glomerellales; Glomerellaceae. Bases 124 to 942 code for a protein of 272 amino acids. Gene Ontology annotation, cellular component: transcription factor TFIIH holo complex. The transcript is spliced from 2 exons.